This is a messenger RNA of Gastrolobium bilobum, 1575 nucleotides long. RefSeq lists its product as uncharacterized. The transcript has 5 exons. The coding region runs from base 59 to 1099 and encodes 346 amino acids. Gene Ontology annotation, biological process: tRNA guanine ribose methylation. Lineage: Eukaryota; Viridiplantae; Streptophyta; Magnoliopsida; Fabales; Fabaceae. Gene Ontology annotation, molecular function: RNA binding. The record is from RefSeq and is a predicted model, not a curated record.
AUUGUGAUGCUGUAUCCUCCAUUGCCACCAUACCCGAAACUUUUCAACUAAACUGCAAAUGAGUGCUUGCAAAACCCUUUUGUGUGUUUCAUCACUCUGUUCCUCCUUCAAAUGCACACAUCCUUCUCUUCCUCCCUCUCUACCACACACUCUUUCUCUUUCUAUCUCUCUCUCUUCCCUCGGAUUAAGAUCCACUCGGAGAUGUUACACUUCACCUCAAAACGCUGCCGUUUCAAUCGAAGAACCCUUAGACGAAGAUGACCAAUCCGGCGACACGGUCCACCACCUCCUCACCAGCACCGAAGGUGUAUCAACGCUGAUGAAGAUGGAUCGCAAUCCUCACCCUCCUCUUCUCAACGAACCGCAGGCUCGGUGGUUCCCUUACCUCGACAGGUUCAGGUGCGGGAACGGUUACGUUUUGAGUAGCGGCGAGAUCAUCGAGGCCGUUAGUCCCUGCAUCUCCGAGGUGAGGAAACAGAGGUUCAGGAACGUGGUUCGGAACCGAACCUACUCGGUUUGUCUCGUCGUGGAAGGGCUCUCUGAUCUCAGCAACGUCUCCGCCGCGUUUCGAUCCGCCGACGCCCUUGGCCUUCAGUCCGUUCACGUCGUGUCUUCUGGCACCAACAAAAGGUAUAAAGAUAAUCGCCACGUGAGCAUGGGUGCAGAGAAAUGGUUGGACAUUGAACUCUGGGACUCUACAAAGGAGUGCUUUCAAAUGUUGAAAUCACGUGGUUAUCGAAUUGCCACCACUCAUGUGGGAAUGGAUGCGGUUCCAAUUUAUGACUUAGAUUGGUCUUGCCCAACUGCAAUAGUAGUCGGGAAUGAAAAUAGGGGAAUUACUGAGGAGGCUUUGGAGUUGUCGGAUUUGCAUUGCUGUAUUCCGAUGAAAGGAAUGGUGGACUCUUUAAAUGUUUCAGUUGCUGCAGCCAUCCUCAUGCAUCAUGUUGUUUGUGAUAGAAUAUCUCGUGUGGGCCGUCAUGGUGAUCUGACGGUAGAACAAAGCCAAAUUCUACUUGCAGAGUUUUCUCUGCGCCAUAGCAAGAAUGCAAUUAGUAUUGCCCAAGAUUAUGCAAAGCGCAAGGCAGCAAUAUUGACCUAACAGCAAUAACAGGAAGUCAAAUUUCUUCUAAUGAUAUGUUUUCAUGUCAUUGACUAGGAAACAGACAAGAGACUAGAUUAUUUCUGAUUGACUGGUUCCUACAAACUAGCCAAGCAAAUGCUACAUUGCAUUAGCUGAAGCAUGGCGCACAAGGCUCAUAGAUGACAAUGGGGACCUUACCAUAGAAUACCAAGCUUUUUUUUAGACUGUGGAUUAUUUCCUCAACGGUGUGCUUACUAGCUCCAUUUACUUAGCAAUGGGGAAUGAUGUCAUAAAAAAUGCAGCUGUAUUUUCUUUGUGUGAUUUUUUGGGCAUUAUUGAGUCUAAAGGACAAGGAUUUCAAGUUCCUAGUUCGAAGCAUUUUGACAUGCUGUAAUUUUAUUUUAAAAAAGGGUAAAAUCCUCACUUCCUUGGUAGAUGCUCGAGGUUAUGCUGCUGGCAUUUUUAUACGUGAUCAAAAUUAAACUCUAAUGAUG